Messenger RNA from Myzus persicae (green peach aphid), 510 nucleotides. RefSeq lists its product as uncharacterized. The record is from RefSeq and is a predicted model, not a curated record. Bases 1 to 510 code for a protein of 169 amino acids. The transcript has 2 exons. Lineage: Eukaryota; Metazoa; Arthropoda; Insecta; Hemiptera; Aphididae.
AUGAAGAAUCAUCAGAAACAGCUAAGAGCUGAGAACUAUAUUCAUCUUAAAGAUGCUGUGGGGAAGAAUGAUGUUAAUGCGACUGAUCUAGGUCAAAUGGUAGAACUUACUUCAUCAUUUACGGGCGGACCUAAGAAUAUGCAUGAACGAAAUCAAUAUGCCAUUACACAUGGUCGCCCGGAUCUAUUCAUCACUUUUACAUAUUAUAAUCCUACUUGGAAAGACAUCAUAGAUGCACUGUUUUCUGGGCAAAAGCCGCACGAUCGUCAUGACAUUAUAGCGAGAGUAUCUCAUAUUAAAGUAAAGAAAUUAAUGGCACUCUUGACUAAAGGAAAAUUAUUUGGAGACGUUCGGUGCUAUAUGUAUUCUGCGAAGUGGCAAAAGCGAGGAUUGCCUCGCGUUCACAUUAAGAUUCUAUGGCUAAAGAAUCGAAUUUCAUCAAACAUAAUUGAUAAUACCAUUUGUGCCAAAAUACCUGACCCCGAGCAAGACCCUCUUGCUAUUAUGUGA